This is a messenger RNA of Fusarium coffeatum, 1650 nucleotides long. RefSeq lists its product as uncharacterized. Gene Ontology annotation, cellular component: cytoplasm. The record is from RefSeq and is a predicted model, not a curated record. Lineage: Eukaryota; Fungi; Ascomycota; Sordariomycetes; Hypocreales; Nectriaceae. The transcript has 3 exons. Gene Ontology annotation, molecular function: ubiquitin protein ligase activity; zinc ion binding. The coding region runs from base 1 to 1650 and encodes 549 amino acids.
AUGUCACCGGACGCUCCAUCAGCGCCCGCGCAAGAUGCGGCUCAACAAGAAUCUCGAGCGCGCAAAGACAGCUUCUCUAAUCAAUCGAAAACUUCAGAGACUUCACAAACUGCAGCUGAGUUCAUUCGAUCCCAAGAAGCUCUUGAAGCCGAUGCCCGCGAGGCUCUGCCUUACAGUAUCGACACAUGCACCAAAAUCCUCGGACCUUUGCGACAAGCCGUUUUCGCUUGCUUGACUUGCAAUCCUCCUCCAGCCAAAGACGGCGACGAGUGGACACCCGCUGGUGUAUGCUAUUCCUGCUCGAUCCAAUGCCACGGCGAACACACCCUAGUCGAGAUCUUCCAGAAGCGCAACUUCACAUGCGAUUGUGGUACCAAGCGAAUCCCGGCUACCAGCCCUUGUACUCUCCGUUUGAAUGAGACAACCAACACUCGAGGUGGGGUGCAUUCCGAAGAGCCCGAUGUGAAUAACAAGUAUAACCACAACUUUCGCAAUCGAUUCUGCGGCUGUGACUGUGAUUAUGACCCCUUCCAACAAAAGGGGACGAUGUUCCAGUGUCUUGGCCUAGGAACAGUAGAGACGGGCGGAUGUGGUGAAGAUUGGUACCAUCCAGGAUGUCUCGUUGGGAUGGGACCCAACUGGUUCGAAAAGAUGGAAAAGCCGAAGAAAGAAGCACAGGAGAGCACAGAAGAGGGCAAAUUGACCACAAUCACAGAAGGGAACGAGGAGCAACAGGAUGCCAAACAGAACCCUGGCCAAGAGAAGGAUAAGGCUGCCGAAACUGCAGUCGAAGAGGAAGAAGAAGACGAUGAUGUCCCCAUGCCUCCAGGAUUCCCUGAAGAAGAUGCCUUCGAGGCCUUCCUCUGCUACAAGUGCGUCGAAGCGCACCCCUGGAUUAAGCGCUAUGCCGGAACUUCUGGUUUUCUUCCAGCAGUCUUUCUUAACCCAGCGGAUUCAGAAGCCAAGGCAGCAUCCGUAAAGGAGGAACCGGUUCCUACAUCUGAAACAACAGCGGCAUCUGAGGAAGAGACGGAUUCACGGAAGCGCAAGGCUGAUGAUGAUGCGGAGGAGUUUACGCAAGCGAAGCGUGCAAAGAGUGAAUCUCAUUUUGGCGAUGAAAAGCCUGCCGGGGAGGCACCGUCUGCAGACAAGCUCCCCUGCAAGCUUAAUAACCUUCCUCCUGCCCCCCAAGGGCAAUUCUCCCUGUUCCUCAAAGAAGAUUUCCGCGACGCCUUCUGUCGCUGCUCAUCCUGCUACCCUCAUCUUAACCCCCACCCACAUCUUCUCGAGGAGGAAGAGGUCUAUGAACCACCUCUGUCCGACGGAGGAUCCCAGGUCGAUGGCAAUGGAGGUGGAUCGCACGGCAGUGGUAGUCUUCUAGAACGUGGCGAGAGCGCACUUCGUAAUGUUGACAGGGUACGAGCUAUUGAGGGCGUGAUGGCUUAUAACCAUCUCAAGGAACAACUGAAGCCAUUCUUUCAACAAUUUGCCGAGAGCGGACAGGCUAUUGGAGCUGAAGACAUCAAGGCAUACUUUGCUAAGCUCCGAGGUGACGAGAAAGGCAUCCAGGAAGCUGCUGCAGGUGCCAAGGAGGGGGAUAGUAGUGGCAAUGGUGAUGGAGAUAACCGAAAGGAGCAGAGCGGGUUCUAA